Messenger RNA from Papaver somniferum (opium poppy), 1173 nucleotides. RefSeq lists its product as uncharacterized. The transcript has a single exon. The record is from RefSeq and is a predicted model, not a curated record. Gene Ontology annotation, molecular function: RNA-DNA hybrid ribonuclease activity; nucleic acid binding. Bases 1 to 1173 code for a protein of 390 amino acids. Lineage: Eukaryota; Viridiplantae; Streptophyta; Magnoliopsida; Ranunculales; Papaveraceae.
AUGCCUCAGGAAUUUCUGGUUUUCUUCUCUAUGGAUGAUAUCCCUACCUUGUUUAAGAAAGAUACAAUGAUUUGGUGUGGUGAUAUUUCUGGUAAAUUCUCAGUUGCUUCUGCAGUAGAGAAAAUUAGGAUAAAAUACCCUAAACUUUACUGGUACAAGAAGAUAUGGGCUCCAUGUGUUCAUCCUGUUACAGCUAGCAAUAUAUGGAAAAUCACAAGAAAUAUUGGUGCUACUGAUGAAAACUUUAAUAAGAGAGGUUUCAAACAUGUCUCAAGAUGCUAUAUUUGUCAUGAAGACCAAAAUUUUAUGGAUCACAUCAUGUGGAACUGCAAAUUUGGUCAACUGCUCUGGAGCUGGUUGGGAGGUAUCUUUUUAUUCCUCAAUCCUCUUUCUUCUGAUGACAAUCUAUCUCGUACUAAAAAUAAAAGCUCUGUUAUACAAGAACUGUUAAUUUCUAGCUUAUGCACAAUGGUUGAGAUAUGGUUUACUAGAAAUAAAAUGUUCUUUGAGGAAGAUAUACACAAUGUUGAACAAUCCAAGCAAAGAAUAUUACAAUACACUAGGGACUGUAGAUUCAGAAUUAAGGGUACUAUGUGGCAUUCCUCUUAUGAUAGUCACAUUCUGCAAGUCUUCAACAUUGGUGUCAGACCUGUCAAGACUUUCAGAGUCAUUGAAUGCUUCUUUCUGCUGUCAAAAAAUCAUAUACUAUUAUCUUGUUGUGAUGGAGCAGCAAAAGACAAUCCUGGAAUGGCUGGCUAUGGUUUUAUAGCUAGGAAUUCAAAUAGUGACUUUGUUGUUGCUAAACCUGGUGGGUUAGGAGUAGCUACUAAUUUCAUUACAGAGAUAGUCGCAGUUAUACGAGCUAUGGAAUGGGCUAUUGUUAACCAGAAAUGGGAUAUCAUUAUUCAAACUGAUUCCCGGUGCACCAUUGAUGUUUUUAUGAAGGAGAAGAUACCCCGGGCUUUCUGGUCAAGAUGGUAUAGAAUAAAGACUUGUCUACACAACAUUCACUUCAGACAUGUAUAUAGAGAGAUCAAUUUCUCUGCAGACUGUUUUGCUAAAAGAGGUGCUUGCAUGGAGAUGGGGCAGAUUCGAAGCUACAACAAUAAACAUGUCUUUCUACAUGGUAUGGAAAUGCCGGAUAUGGAUUAUUAUAGAUUUUGUUUUAAAUAA